Messenger RNA from Anarrhichthys ocellatus (wolf-eel), 1742 nucleotides. RefSeq names its product cytochrome P450, family 2, subfamily R, polypeptide 1 (gene cyp2r1). Gene Ontology annotation, cellular component: cytoplasm; intracellular membrane-bounded organelle. Gene Ontology annotation, molecular function: oxidoreductase activity, acting on paired donors, with incorporation or reduction of molecular oxygen, reduced flavin or flavoprotein as one donor, and incorporation of one atom of oxygen; iron ion binding; heme binding. Lineage: Eukaryota; Metazoa; Chordata; Actinopteri; Perciformes; Anarhichadidae. The transcript has 5 exons. Gene Ontology annotation, biological process: xenobiotic metabolic process. The coding region runs from base 37 to 1596 and encodes 519 amino acids. The record is from RefSeq and is a predicted model, not a curated record.
UAGUCUAGAGGUGGAAGAGAGAUUGUUUUGAGAAAGAUGGUUUCAAUUCAAUCGCAAUCUCUGGUGCCGGUGUCCUGCGGACAGGCUCUUCUCGGUGUGGGCUGUUUGGCUGUCGCCCUCCUCGCUUUUCUGCUGGUUCGCCAGCUCGUCAAGCAGAGAAGACCACCGGGCUUUCCUCCUGGUCCAUCUACCAUCCCUGUGAUAGGAAACAUUAUAUCUUUGGCCACCGAGCCGCACGUCUUCCUCAAGAAGCAGAGCGAAGUUCAUGGACAGAUUUUCAGUCUGGACCUGGGAGGCAUCCUGACGGUGGUAUUAACUGGAUAUGACUGUGUCAGGGAAUGCCUCUACAAUCAAAGCGAGGUGUUUGCUGAUCGUCCAUCGCUGCCUUUAUUCAUAAAAAUGACCAAAAUGGGUGGGCUUCUCAAUUGUAAAUAUGGCAAAGCCUGGAUUGAACACCGUAAACUGGCUUGCAACUCUUUCCGUUACUUCGGCAGCGGCCAGAAAGAGUUUGAGAGGAAGAUCUCAGAGGAGUGCAUGUUCUUUGUCGAUGCCAUUGACGAACACAAGGGGAAACCCUUUAACCCCAAACACCUGGUAACCAACGCCGUGUCCAACAUCACCAACCUGAUCAUUUUCGGUCAGCGUUUCACUUACGAUGACCGCAACUUCCAGCACAUGAUCGAGCUAUUUAGUGAGAACGUGGAGCUAGCAGUGAGCGGCUGGGCACUCCUCUACAACGCCUUCCCUUGGAUUGAGUAUUUGCCCUUUGGGAAACACCAGAAGCUGUUCCGCAAUGCUGCUGAGGUGUACGACUUCUUGCUGCAGGUUAUAAAGCGGUUUUCACAGGGCAGGGUGCCACAUGUACCUCGCCACUAUGUUGAUGCCUAUUUGGAUGAGUUGGAGCGGAGCACAGGAGAACCUGACUCCUCUUUUUCCUAUGAGAACCUCAUCUAUUCAGUGGGUGAGCUCAUUAUUGCUGGCACAGAGACCACGACAAAUACCCUGCGCUGGGCCAUGCUGUACAUGGCUCUCUACCCCAACAUACAAGAGAGGGUGCACAGGGAGAUCGACAGCGUGCUGGCCAAUGAGAGGGCACCCACUUGGGAGGACAAACAGAAGAUGCCCUAUGUGGAGGCUGUUCUGCACGAGAUCCUUCGCUUCUGCAACAUUGUCCCCCUUGGUAUUUUCCGUGCCGUCUCCCAGGAUGCAAAAGUCAACGGGUACACAAUUCCCAAAGGCACCAUGGUGAUCACAAACCUUUAUUCAGUGCACUUUGACGAGAAGUACUGGAGCGAUCCAGGUGCUUUCUCACCACAGAGGUUUCUGGACAGCAAUGGUAACUUUGUGAGGCGUGAGGCCUUCCUGCCAUUCUCCCUGGGGAGGCGGUGUUGCCUGGGUGAACAGCUGGCCAGGAUGGAGAUGUUCCUCUUCUUCACCACUUUGCUGCAGAGGUUUCAUCUUCAGUUCCCUCCAGGAAGCAUUCCCAGUGUCACUCCCAAACUGGGCAUGACCUUACAGCCCAAACCUUACUCCAUCUGUGCUGUCCGCAGGCAGCAGAAAAGUCCCUGCUUUGGAGACACUCCUUAUCACAAUUAGGCAAACAACAAUUAAAUACAGCUUGUUAAAAUAUUCAAGCCAGAAUUAAACUAGUUUGCAGAGCAACGCAACCACAUGAUACAGGUGCAUAAAGGUGUAUCGCUCUGGACUGUAGCGUCCAGUUCCUGUGCAUCACAGUUUUUCCA